UGUGGUUUCACAACAUCGGUGUGUCUUCGAACCACACACUAAACACAGACACAGUACCGUGCGGAAGUUCCCUGGAAAACUUAAAAUUGUAUACUAUUUUGGAAUUAUUUGUUCUAUCGACAAAACUCUCGAUGGAUUCUUAGUAGGCCACACAUACACAGCCUUCCAUCUCCACUAUGUGGCAUCUUAUUGGAUUUAAAUAUGCAGAGGAAUACGUGUCAUUUUGGCUAACGGAAUUUCUACAUAGCUGGCCGCACAUCGCUUACCAAGGACUACAGAAGUACAGUUCAACGUUUGAUCCAGACGACGCAAAAUAUGUUCAGACUCUUAUUUUCUGGGGUGCCAUACCCAUCUUACUCCUGAUACUGAGUCUUCUCCUGGUCAUAGUGUAUGGAAUAUGCCAAUGUUGUAAGAAUGGCAAAAGACAAGGUCAUCCCGUUGUUAACAGACCUCGGAGGACAAGCUGCCUCAAAUGGAUUAUAAUAACACUAGCAUUGCUUACAACAGCGUUUGUAGGGGCUGGUUUCUACGGUAACGAGACGACAGCAUCGGGAGUGCAGCAUUUCAUCCAAUCAGCCGAGAACUCAAAUGAAACGAUAGAAAAUGCAGAACAAGAGAUCCACAAUAUCUCCAAUGACCUGACGGUCAUCCUCGCUGGCGAGGUGGAACAAUUAGAGCUACUCUUUCGAACCCCCAUCAAGAACACCUCGAUACAACACGAACUGGAACGGCUGACCCAAGUACUCAAACACAUGGUGAACGAUGCUGCCACCAAUGUCAGUGCAAUCAACAGUGCGUUCAGCAAUGAUGUCAACCUCGGUGUCGUCAUCAGUGAGGUUCAAUACUAUGAAACCUUUAGAUGGCUGGGCUUUGUGGGUGUUUUCUUCUUUGAGCUGAUCAUCAGUCUUAUGGUGCUGUGCGGAGCAUGUACACGAAACAGAUGUUCCCUAAUAUGUUCAGCCAUGCUGUGCACAUUUGGUGUCCUUUUAGUCUGGUGCUUAGCUGGUGCUGAACUUUUCGUUGCAAUGGGUCUCAGUGAUUUUUGUGUUAAUCCAAAUCCAUUCAUCAUCAAAGAGGCUGAAAAGAAUGGCCAUAUAUCAAACGAUUUGAUUAAUUACUACAUCCAGUGCAACAAAACAGCGGCGGAUCCUUUUAGUCAGGGGUUAUCUUCAGCAAACAAGUAUCUGGUGCUAGCGGGUUCUGUUCUCGAUGAAAUCUUCUCUCAGUCAAAAGGCUACUAUGACCAGACCAAUAUUACCGCAGCACAGAAGACUGUAAGCGCCAUAAUAAGUGACCUACAGAUGCUGACGGCCAACCUUGACUGUACCACAGGAAUCCAUAAAGACUACACCACAUCUUUAUACGAUGUCUGUUAUGAUGUAGUGAUUGGGGUGACAUUCAUGUUACUGAGUGCAGUUUUAUCAGGCUUACUGUUCACACUGAUUCUAGUGUGUUCAAUCAGCUAUGUUAGCAAAAUGCAGAGAAGAAAAAUAGGUUACGCUGUUGAUCAGCAAGAUCCAUUUUUGCCGCCGGACAACCCAACUGCCACCUUGGAGCGCUAUCGUAGAAAUGUUGAGCCCACGAGGGCAGUAGUCAACGAAACUCCGCCACCUAUCCCGUCGGAUCAUCGCGCCCGACCGGUAUCGUUAUCCAGUUCUCUUCACGGCUACAGACCCCAAACUCGAUCACCCAAACCAAGUGAUGCCAGGAAUGUAUUCACUUUUCUUCAGGAUGGUCAUGAUCCAGGGCCGAGCACAGCUCAGGGCUGGUCAGUGUCCCAGCGUGGAGGAGUGACCAGUAGUGGUAGAGGAGCUGCUUCAACUUCCAACAACCAACCACCCGUCAGCCCAGGAGGCUAUGACUCCCCGCCCCCAUCCUACACCUUGGCAAUGAGUCGUGAUAAUCAACGUCGCAAUCCUGAAAAUCGUCAACGCCAGGCACAAGCUCGUCUCAGCUCAGGUAGCCUUGUAUAGAACAACGCUUCUCCCUGGUUCCCUGCACUGCUGGUAACCUUCCUCACAGUAUCACGUUGAGUAUCACCACACCAUUUAAUUUUAAUCUCUGAUAGGACGUCUGCUGAUGCUGCAUUUGGCUCCCUUAAAAUUUGUAAACAUUUCGUUAAAAUGUGGCGGAUUUUUUAUAUAAGGGAGCAUCUCACAGAUAGUCUUCUCAUAAAUUCUGGUUAAAGGAUCGUUUCUUAGUGGUGCAAGUAUUUUGUGACACAUUGGAAACGUCAUACGAGUCAAAUCAAAUAUUUUGAAUCAAAGGUUUGUAAGUUUUAGCUUAAGUUACCCGUUCACAAGUUUUGCUUAUCAUGAUAGUAGCCCAGUUGUAUGAACAACUUUUAUUUUCUGAUUUGCAAAACUUUGUUUGAAAAAGCAACUGCAAAAUAAAUUUGUGAGAAACAUUUUGAAAACCAACUGCCAUCUGUUUGAUUUUGGCAAAGGCUAAGUGGGUUACCAAUGACAGGAAGCAUGUUAAGGUUGUCAGUUUGUGGUGAGCAGAGUUCACUGGUGCCCAGUGCCAUCGUUGACAAAUUUGCUUUUGAGUUUCUGAGUUCAGAAACUUUGAACCCGCUAAACUUGCGCUUGGGUGUGAACUUUUUUGGUUAAAAACAUGUUCUGAGGUUUGUUAAAAGCCAACAAUGUCGAUAGAAGAUACUUGCUGCUUACCAGUCACUUAACCUUAGUAUACACCUUUCUUGAAUGAGAGGUUUGCAGGUUACCACUUAAGCAUGCGCACUCAUUGACUCACUCUUCGCCUGUCGACAUACAGUAGUUUUGUGACUUUGCCAAAUAAACUUGCAAACAAAUCUUGCCCUGCAAAGUCACAGAUACUAUCCACUCCAAACACUUUUAUACCAAUUUUUAUUAUAACAAGUAGGUUUCUUGCUCAAAAUAUUGUGCAAGAGAAUUACAGGACAAUAUUUGUCAAUGAACUUUAUAAUUAACCAAAUAUCUUAGGUUUAAAAUAAUAAUAAUUUAACUCAUUUUGCUCAUGUAACAGUUUUGUUCAUUACAGAAAGUUCAAACGUUACUUUAUUUGCUAAUUGGUAAUGUUUAAAAAGCUGGUGUAAUCUUGGCUAGCUAUUUGUAUGAAGCUUUAGAUUUGAUGCAGUUUAACGUGCCUGUAUAUUUUACCAGCUCACACAUAAUUUAUAAACUAAAACUAAUUGCAGACUGAAUUUUGGUGCACAAUAUUAACUGUAACAUGAACUUUUUUAAAUGAACUUUUUUUUCUGUGAUAGGAAACAAAUUAAUUAAGUAAACAGUAGAAUAAACACUUUCUUGUUAUUGGUGCCUUUUUAAAGAAAACAGGCUACUGUCUUUUUUUACCAACUUUAUGAAUGAGGUUAUAAAUAUUCUGUGUAUUUAAAUGCGAAAAACUGAAAUUUAUUUUAUGAUUCUGUUUUAAUUAGGUUAAACAAAUUUAAAAUCUUCCAUAAUUAGACUAGACAAAUGCCUUGGAGGAGGACAUUUUUAAAUUGUGAGGUGCAGCAGACUGUGAACAGAUUGGUAACAAAGCAUUGACCCCUGGCAGUAAUGCUAAUCAUGUUUACACCAUAGAUAAACAAGCCUUUUUGAGGUAUGGCGGUUGGAUCAGGGGGUCACACCUGGCGACUGAUGCCACGCUCACCAUGAGCGUUGAUCGUCAAUAGGUUAAUGUGUAAACGCCGCGUCCCCCCCAAAAAAAAUGCACACUUCACUGAAUAACACAAGUUCUAUUUCUAUAGUCAAUAUGCACAAAUUUACCCAAACCUCAUAGUGUUGUAGCAUUGUGUCCGCCAUAUCUCAAAAAGACUCAUUUCAUGGGAUUUGAUCACAAUUUAUUGUUGUCGUCACUUAGAAGUGAAAUGUUUUGUUGGGAAUAUUACAUCCCCCCCCCCCCGCCCCCUCCCCUUUUGAGUGAACUUUUAUACAAUUUGUGGCGUAUUGCCUAGGAGAUGUAACAAUUAACUUUAUUAUAUUCUUCCCAAACACUUCUGUAAAUAUUGUAAAUUGUUAUAGUAUUGGUUAAUGCAAUGAACAUACUAAAAAAUAAAUGUGCAACUUUGCUGGAAUUUGAGAGUAGUGUUAUUUUGCAGCCGUUUAAAGUAUGUAUUUUUUAUUUUAUUUUUAUUUAGUAUUUAAGAUUUGAUGGUAAUUUUUACUGCAUUGAGCAUACACUGGUGGUCACUUAUUUUUGUGG
Molecule: messenger RNA, 4188 nt
Organism: Asterias rubens (European starfish)
Lineage: Eukaryota; Metazoa; Echinodermata; Asteroidea; Forcipulatida; Asteriidae
Product: protein tweety homolog 1-A-like
Exons: 15
Coding region: 177-1973 (598 amino acids)
Cellular component (GO): plasma membrane
Molecular function (GO): volume-sensitive chloride channel activity; intracellularly calcium-gated chloride channel activity
Source: RefSeq, a predicted model, not a curated record